ACCUGAACCUACUCUUCAUUUGUUAAUUUGCCCUUUUCCCUACGCCAAAUGCCAGUGCAAAAGUUGUAAAAUUUACACAUUUCUUUUCUUUAAAUACUCUCUUUGUACACCAAACUCCAUACCCUUUUACUCUCGAGUGUUUUCUCUCUCUCAGCUGCUCUGUUCAAGGGGUCAGUCAGUGUUAUCCGCACUAAGAGAAAAAUGGGGUACUCCAUGGUUUUCAUUGUUAGUAGUCUACUUCUAGUCCUUCAAUUGUCAACUGUAGCCGCGAAAGGAAAAGCUGUUCCACCCCCAAUCAUGGCUCCAGCACCAGCACCAGGUCCUGAAUACACAAACCUAACGGACUUGCUCUCCGUUGCAGGCCCGUUCCACACAUUCCUUAACUACCUCCAAUCGACAAAAGUCAUAGAAACUUUCCAAACCCAAGCUAACAACACAGAAGAAGGGAUCACACUCUUUGUUCCCAAAGACAAAGCUUUUACCUCACUCAAAAAGCCGUCCCUUUCCAACCUCACCGCAGACCAACUCAAAUCCCUUUGCCUUUUCCAUGCAUUGCCACAUUACUACAGUCUAGCUGAUUUCAAGAACCUUAGUGACAUGAGCCCUAUUAAUACCUUUGCUGGUGGAAAUUUGUACUCGUUGAACUUCACCGAUAACUCUGGGACUGUUCACCUUAACUCAGGAUGGUCUAGAACUAAAGUUAGCAGCGCUGUUCGCACUACUUUUCCAGUUGCUAUUUAUCAGGUUGACAAGGUGCUUCUUCCCGAAGCUAUUUUUGGGACGGAUUUACCCCCAAUGCCAGCACCCGCACCCGCACCAGUAAAAGAUAUCGCCCCUACUGCUGAUGGUCCAGUUGCUGAUCAGGCUGGCAGAGCUAGUGCAGCAGCGUCGCCAGGUUCAUCAUCACCAUCAGCUUCUUACAGGAUGAUGAGUUGGGGUAUUUUGAAUCAUUUGGUUUUGGCAAUUGCUGGUGGAUUCUUGAUGUUUUUCUUGUAAGAAAAAUGAUCUUUUGGGGGUGUUCUGUUAAGUUAUGUUGAACUUCAUGGUACAUCUGUUUCUUAUUGGUUUUGAUAUACUCCAAUAUUGGCGAUUUAGUAUUGGUUACAAUAUUUUUGUAUACAUUCCAUGUAUCAUUUUCAUUUUCUCAUACUCCAUAUUCUUUAUCAACCAACCUUUCUCU
This is a messenger RNA of Lycium ferocissimum, 1180 nucleotides long. RefSeq names its product fasciclin-like arabinogalactan protein 7. The coding region runs from base 202 to 996 and encodes 264 amino acids. Lineage: Eukaryota; Viridiplantae; Streptophyta; Magnoliopsida; Solanales; Solanaceae. The transcript is spliced from 2 exons. The record is from RefSeq and is a predicted model, not a curated record.